UUUGUGACUUCCGGGAGCUCAGCCCCAGUCGUGCCGUUGCCAGGAAACAGAAAGGAGCUGUGGCGGCGUGACCUACAAGUAGGCCGGGGAGAUCGUGGAGGCAGGCCGGGGAGAGGGACGGAGUGUUGUCGUGUGGGGAUGAGCGUGGGCAGCCCGUCACAGGCAGUGCACUGAAGCAUCCAAAAUACCACAAGCCUUAUGAAGCAGCUGCGUGAAAAUAAAGCUGGGGGCCAUCCCCAAAAGAAGAAUUCCCCCUCUGGUAAGGACAGUAGGACUCCAGUACAGUUUCCAGAUGACAGUGGGCAGAUUGAUAUCCUAAACCCAAAACUCUUGGCCCAAAAACGACCUCUGCAAGGUUUGAGCAGCAUGGGAGGUGGUGCUGCAGGAAGUGAUGAUGCCAAAAGACCUAAGCUCUUGCCCGAAGUGAGUUCACCUAGCCAAGAAUCUGAAGAGGAGUCAGAUGACAGUGAUUAUGAGAGAGUGGAGAGUGAUAAUGAUGUCAGUGAUAAUACAGAGAGUGAUGAAGAUGAUGGGGAUGAAACUGGCAGUGAUGCAUCAGAAAGUAGUAAUGAAGAGCCUGAAGAAACCGCAGACCAGCCUUCUUCAAGGCCUGAUUUAACAAAAGAAUUGUCUUCAAUGUCUUUUGAGGAACUGUUACAAAUGAGGAACCAAGUUGGGAUGAAGGCUUAUCAGCAGAUGACAUCUAAGAAAAGAGCACCAGAUGUCACAAAAACAAAGAAGAGGCAGUGUUUGAGCAAAAACAGGCCUUUGGAAACUUCAGCCAAAAUGCCAGUACCUUUUUUGCGGCAAGUAGUGCCUGUUAAGAAAAAGGUGUCCCGAGACCCUCGUUUUGAUGACCUCUCUGGGGAAUAUAAACCAGAAGUGUUUGAAAAAACAUACAGUUUCUUGAAUGAUCUGAGGAAGAAGGAAAAAGAGGUUAUUCAGAAACAACUGAAGAAAAGCCAAAAUGUGGAAGAACAAAACAAAUUGCAGCAGCUCCUUAAGCGAAUGACACAACAGGAAGAAGCACAGAGGAGACGCCAGAAGGAGAGAGAAAAUUCCCUGGCAUUCAAGAGGCAGCAAAGAGAGUUGGCCAAGCAAGGAAAGAAGCCUUUCUUCCUAAAGAAAUCUGAAAUGCACAAAUUGGAACUUGCUGAGAAAUACAAAGAGCUGAAGAAAAGUGGGAAGCUGGAGAGCUUCCUAAACAAGAAGAGGAAAAGGAAUGCUGCUAAGGACAAAAGGAGACUCCCUUUUAGGAAGGAUGUCUAAUAUCUGGCUACCACCCCCCCCAAAAAAAGAGAAGACCCCACACACAGGUUCAUACUUUGCCAGUUAUGCAGGCAACUCUGAGAAAGAUGACCUCUUCUGCUUUAAGCCAGGCCAUGACUGUGAAUAGCGAGGAACCAUUCCAACAGUCCAAGAUAGUCUGCCAAGCAAUUUAUGUCCACUGAAAAAAUGAUUGCUUAGCAAAAUUAAAUUAUGUUCCAAUUUCACAAGCACCUCUUAAACUUUCAAAAAUGAAUCUUUUUAGGGAUUAAAUUUUCUGCUGUUGUUUUUUUUUUCUUUUCCUUCCCAGCACAGUGUAAUGGGUCCCAAUCAAUCUAAUGUCUGUCUUCUCUGCUUCUCCCAAAACUGGUCUUCCUCCUUCUAGUCUAUUUUUUCUACUAUGUGUAGGCUCGGCAUUCACCCACCAUUUUUCAAAAUUGCUUUCCUGGAGAGCACUCUUGCCUUCCUGCAGCUACCCAUUAGUCCUGCUUGAUUGUGAUUCCAGCUGUUUUCUUUGCAGAGCACAGUAACUGAUGCUUAACAGAAUUUCCCAGUAAACCACAGUCCUACACUAGCUAGAACUUUCUGUAAGUAUUGCGGAUGGAAGAGUCACAAACAGCCUAGUGAAUUCUAUUCUUAAAAGGGCAUAUAUAUCUUUUUCAGCUUCUCAAACUUUGGUUAGGGACAUCUGCUUUCUUUUGUAAUAUGAAUGUAUGUACUUUUACCACUGAAGUGGACUAUGAGCAAUUUUUUACAAAAUUUGUGUAAGCAUUCUUACUGCAAAAGUUUUAUUACAAUACAAAAUUGGCAAUUUUCAUUUUGACUGAGUUUGCUGGAUCACCAGUUAGCAUCACUGGGUGUACCUUCUUGUCUCAAUGCUAAACAAAUCCAAUUUUUCAAACAUUCCCUAAAGAUUUCAGCGUACCAUUUGGUUACACUCUAGUUUGUUGGUGUGCUUUUAAAAACAAUGGACUCAGAAAUGGACAUGAUGCUAUAGAUGUGGUUUGGCCAGCACAUAAUAUUGUGGAAGAGCUGUCUUGCAGGAUCUGAGUAAGUUUUAUCUACUGCAUCAUUCUGCUUCUCAUAGUGGUCAUCAAGAUAGCACUGAAAAGCCAGCAAUCUAUAAUGCAAGAAUUUGCUCCUUCCAUUGCUCUUCAGCAGUUUUUUCCAACUAUGACUUUUGUGAUUUUGCCACCCAUUGCACAGAAUUUUAUAUCAAGGGACUGAUUUUGUACCCGAUAACCAAUGUGAGAUUUGCCUUAUAUAGUCACAAACUCCAGAGAAACCUGUAAAUCACAUGUAUGUUUUGAGCAAAUACCACUGCUGUUAGCUCCUCAGGAUGCUAGGAAAGUGACUAAUAAGAGGGAGGAAUUUGAAAUACUGCUGUCUGCAUUUGUUCAACUGCUCUGUUCUACAACAUGGAACCUAGGAUGCCCCCGGUUUCUUGGUCUCUUUUAUAACUAUUUUAUAUAAUUCUCUGUAUUGCUCAUUAGAUUUGCAGGACAAGAAAGAAUUUGCCAGUGACCAAAAACUCUGCACUGCUGAACUGUGAAACGUAUUUACACUUCGGUAAAUCUGUUUCAUAGCAGCACACAUGGUUAACGGUACCAUUAUCAGGACAGUAUAAUGGUUAACAGUAUAAUUAUCAGUUGCAGCAGGUUUGGCUUUAAAGAAGCAAGUGAGCUUGCUAGGGUGACCCUUGUGAAUGGUGUUAUUGAUUCUUGUAGCUGGCUAUGAUACAUGUUUUAAAGAUUGAUAUCCUUUUGGCUUGUAUAAAAUGAUGAAUUAAUUUGUGGGUCAAUAAAUAAUUGAUAAAUCUUCCUAGCAGUAUCUCAUAAUCAAAUACAAGUUUUACUUGAGUGUGGUUAGACAUGGUACAUGCUGUCUCUCUUUCUUGAACUAAUUUUGAUGUUUAGGGCAGAAAGUCCAUUCCUUGCACUACACAA
This is a messenger RNA of Python bivittatus (Burmese python), 3212 nucleotides long. It is a transcript of the gene RRP36, whose product is annotated as ribosomal RNA processing 36. Gene Ontology annotation, biological process: maturation of SSU-rRNA from tricistronic rRNA transcript (SSU-rRNA, 5.8S rRNA, LSU-rRNA). Gene Ontology annotation, cellular component: nucleolus; 90S preribosome. Lineage: Eukaryota; Metazoa; Chordata; Lepidosauria; Squamata; Pythonidae. The record is from RefSeq and is a predicted model, not a curated record.